Messenger RNA from Onychomys torridus (southern grasshopper mouse), 5036 nucleotides. RefSeq names its product dipeptidyl peptidase 8 (gene Dpp8). NCBI's taxonomy places the organism in Eukaryota, Metazoa, Chordata, Mammalia, Rodentia, Cricetidae. The record is from RefSeq and is a predicted model, not a curated record. Gene Ontology annotation, molecular function: dipeptidyl-peptidase activity; serine-type peptidase activity. The coding region runs from base 417 to 3101 and encodes 894 amino acids. The transcript is spliced from 21 exons. Gene Ontology annotation, biological process: proteolysis.
UAUCCGCCCGCUCUCCCUCCCCUGCGCCCGCGAGGCCGCGGUGCUCCGGCCGGCCGCCCUCGGGCCGCUCCGGUGGGGCAGAGCGGGUGGCUGGGCCCCGCUAGCCGGAAGAGGAAGCGCAGACUCGGAUUGCGAGGCCGCCAACGUUCGCUAGGCGCCCCUGAACGCUGGCUGCUGCCCGCUCGGACUCGCACGUCCGUUAUCUUGAUAGAGCCUGGCUCGGGUUGGGAUGCCGGGGACGGUCCGGGCUUACGGAGGAGGAAACGGAAGUCUGCCGAGGCGAAGGGGUUCGCCUGAGGAUUGGAUGGUGAGAAAAGGAAAGAUUCCUGUGAGAAGAGAUCAGGAUGAACGGAGAGAUCUGUGUUUAAAGUUGGGCCAGGUGAAAAUGAUCUCUUUGAAAGUAGAGAUCUGAGCAGAUGAAAAUACAACCAGGAAAAUGCAACAUGGCAGCAGCAAUGGAAACAGAACAGCUGGGUGUUGAGAUAUUUGAAACUGCAGAGUGUGAGGAGGGAACUAUUGAAUCACAGGAUCGACCUAAACUGGAGCCCUUCUAUGUCGAAAGAUAUUCUUGGAGUCAGCUAAAAAAGCUGCUUGCUGAUACCAGAAAAUAUCAUGGCUACAUGAUGGCUAAGGCACCUCAUGAUUUUAUGUUUGUGAAGAGGACCGAUCCAGAUGGUCCUCACUCAGACAGGGUCUAUUAUCUUGCCAUGUCUGGUGAGAACAGAGAAAAUACACUAUUUUAUUCUGAAAUCCCUAAAACCAUCAACAGAGCAGCAGUCUUAAUGCUUUCCUGGAAGCCUCUUUUGGACCUUUUUCAGGCUACACUAGACUAUGGGAUGUAUUCUCGAGAGGAAGAGCUCCUUAGAGAAAGAAAGCGCAUCGGAACCGUGGGAAUCGCAGCCUACGAUUAUCACCCAGCAAGUGGAACAUUCUUGUUUCAAGCUGGUAGUGGAAUUUACCAUAUCAAAGAUGGAGGCCCACACGGGUUUACACAACAGCCUUUACGGCCCAAUUUAGUGGAAACUAGUUGUCCCAAUAUACGGAUGGAUCCCAAAUUAUGCCCUGCUGAUCCAGACUGGAUAGCUUUCAUUCACAGCAACGAUAUCUGGAUAUCGAACCUCGUAACCAGGGAAGAACGGAGGAUCACCUAUGUGCACAAUGAGCUAGCCAACAUGGAAGAGGAUCCCAGAUCAGCUGGAGUUGCUACCUUUGUUCUUCAAGAAGAAUUUGAUAGAUAUUCUGGCUACUGGUGGUGUCCACAAGCUGAAAGAACUCCUAGUGGUGGUAAAAUUCUUAGAAUACUCUAUGAAGAAAAUGAUGAAUCUGAGGUGGAAAUUAUUCAUGUUACAUCCCCCAUGUUGGAAACAAGAAGGGCAGAUUCAUUCCGUUAUCCUAAAACAGGCACAGCAAACCCAAAGGUCACUUUCAAGAUGUCAGAGAUACUUGUUGAUGCUGAAGGGGGGAUUAUAGAUGUCGUAGAUAAAGAGCUGGUUCAACCUUUUGAGAUUCUGUUUGAAGGAGUUGAAUAUAUUGCCAGAGCUGGAUGGACUCCAGAGGGAAAACAUGCCUGGUCCAUCCUACUAGAUCGUUCCCAGACUCACCUACAGAUAGUUCUGAUCUCUCCCGAGUUAUUCAUCCCAGUAGAAGAUGAUGCCAUGGACAGACAGAGACUCAUAGAGUCAGUGCCUGACUCUGUGACACCACUGAUCAUCUAUGAAGAAACAACAGACAUCUGGAUAAAUAUCCACGAUAUCUUUCAUGUUUUUCCUCAAACUCAUGAAGAUGAAAUAGAGUUUAUUUUUGCCUCUGAAUGCAAAACAGGUUUUCGCCAUCUGUAUAAAAUCGUAGCCAUUUUAAAGGAGAGCAAAUAUAAAAGAUCCAGCGGUGGACUGCCUGCCCCCAGUGAUUUCAAGUGUCCUAUCAAAGAAGAAAUAGCAAUUACCAGUGGUGAAUGGGAAGUUCUUGGCCGGCAUGGAUCUAAUAUCUGGGUUGAUGAAGUCAGAAAGCUGGUGUACUUUGAAGGUACCAAAGACUCUCCUUUGGAGCAUCACCUGUAUGUGACCAGUUAUACAAACCCUGGUGAAGUGGUGAGGCUCACUGACAGAGGCUACUCACACUCCUGCCGCCUCAGCCAGCAUUGUGACUUCUUCAUAAGUAAGUAUAGCAACCAGAAGAAUCCCCACUGCGUGUCCCUCUACAAACUCUCAAGUCCUGAAGAUGACCCAGUUCAUAAAACAAAGGAAUUUUGGGCCACCAUUUUGGAUUCAGCAGGUCCUCUUCCUGACUAUACCCCUCCAGAAAUUUUUUCUUUUGAAAGUACCACUGGAUUUACACUGUAUGGGAUGUUGUAUAAGCCUCAUGACCUACAACCUGGAAAGAAAUACCCCACUGUGCUCUUCAUAUAUGGUGGUCCCCAGGUGCAGCUGGUGAACAAUCGAUUUAAAGGAGUCAAGUAUUUCCGCCUGAACACCCUGGCCUCCCUGGGAUACGUGGUUGUGGUGAUAGACAACAGGGGAUCCUGUCACCGAGGGCUUAAAUUUGAAGGCGCCUUUAAAUAUAAAAUGGGCCAAAUAGAAAUUGAUGACCAAGUGGAGGGCCUCCAGUACCUGGCCUCUCAGUAUGACUUCAUUGACUUGGAUCGUGUGGGCAUCCACGGCUGGUCCUAUGGAGGCUACCUCUCCCUGAUGGCAUUAAUGCAGAGAUCGGACAUCUUCAGGGUUGCUAUUGCUGGGGCCCCAGUCACUUUGUGGAUCUUCUAUGAUACAGGAUACACAGAACGUUAUAUGGGUCACCCUGACCAGAAUGAACAGGGCUAUUACUUAGGAUCUGUGGCCAUGCAAGCGGAGAAGUUCCCCUCAGAACCAAACCGAUUACUCCUCUUACAUGGGUUCUUGGAUGAGAACGUUCAUUUUGCACACACCAGUAUAUUGCUGAGUUUUUUAGUGAGGGCUGGAAAGCCCUAUGACUUACAGAUAUAUCCUCAGGAGCGGCACAGCAUCAGAGUCCCUGAGUCCGGAGAACAUUACGAGCUGCACCUGUUGCACUACCUUCAGGAGAACCUUGGAUCGCGUAUUGCUGCUCUGAAAGUGACGGAACUCUGACUGUGUAGAACACGGUGCUCACUGUCUAACCAGACAAGGAGGGUUAGUCAGUAGAGAAGCCAGCGUUGAUGAUCCUGCUUUGGUACCUGCCACGUAAGACCUACUUCUGAAAGUAAAUUUGGUGCGUGCAGAAAUCUGCAGUUAAUGGACAGUAAUCUAAUACCUUAACCAUGCACGCAGAACUCAGUGAUGUUUUUCCAAGAGGUUCAGCAGUACCAUGAGGAUUCUGAAAGAAACAAGGCACCAGCGCCACAUAGUCACACUAGCCUAUUUUCACUUUACUAGCAGAAUAAGCCUCCUGGACUUCAUCAGUGGACUUUACAGUGUACUUCUGGGUUUGUUAAAAUAUGAUGAUAGCAGUGAUUGGUGCAGUUCCAGGAUCUCUGACUAGUUAUGGAUUCGAUAGCACUUGCGUCUAAUCGAGUAGCUUAUGCUUCAUCACUUGGGGUGUAUCCAGCAUGUCAUGACUAAUUACUAUUAAGCUUAUGACUUUCCCAGUCAUUAAUGAUUUUUCAAGGAUAAUUUAGUGACCUCCUAAAGAUACUUACUUGGGCUCUGACAAGUUUUUAACCAAUUUAAACAGCAUCUAGUAUAAAUAAUUCUCCUCUUUCUUUGAUAUGAUGGAGUGGGGUUUCCUUUCACGCAAAGACAAAGACUUUUAACAUGAGUCUCAUCACAAGCUUCACAAUCUCGGCAAUUACAGGCAAAACAUUUUCAAUCAAAUUAUUUGGGAGCUUUGAAAAUUAGCAGGCAAGUUUUUUUUCUCCUUUUAGGAACAGAAAAUGUAUAAUGCAUACAUUCAUUUGUCUUCUGAAAAUGUGAUGCUGCCCAUUUUCACUUGGCCUUUCCUUUACUAAAGUGGUCCAGAGUUUCCAGGAGGUAGAAGGGGUACGGGGGGAUGAGGAGACCCUGGUGCAGGGUGAUGGAGAAAGGAGGCAGCGAACCUCUGCUUAAGAACGGAGCAGAGACAGUUCAGCCGGAAUACUCAUGAGAAGCUGGGUCAGUGCAGCUCCGAGUGCCGGGACCACAGCCAGGGAGCUAGGCUUUGCCGGCACAGCUGCAGGGGCAGCAUUCCGAGGAGGACUUUUAUAAUCCCAGCCCUUGUUAUUUUUCCCUUCUGCUUUAGAAACCUUACAGAUCUAAAUCUUAACUUGUUUGUUUGGUUGGUUGGUUUUUCAAGAGAGAGUUUCUUUGUGUAGCCCUGGCUAUCUUAAAUUCACUCAGUAGAUCAGGCUCAGAGAUCCACCUGCCUCUGCCUCUUGAGUGCUGGGAUUAAAGGUGAGUGCCACCACUGCCCAGCUAACUUUUUUAUUUGAAUGUAAUUUAGAUAUCACUAUCUUAAAAUAGAAAGUUUCCAGACCACAUCUUCGCUGUAAGCUAAACCCUGACAAACCACGGCGCUCUCAGCAUUGAAAGCUACAGAUUUUUUACUCGGCCAUGACAUUCUCCUGGUUUAGGAACACACUGGCUUUCAAAUGCUGGUUGGUAUCUGCCCUUUAGGACCUUCCAGUAUUAGAUGGGUCCCAUUGGAGCCAGGCACCUAUGGGUUUGACCCUUUUUAAUCACAAACUCCAGUGUUUAGAAGUUACAGUAAUUUAAAAAUCACUCCAAGAAAACGUGCUGUAUUUCUUUCUCCCUGCCACUGCAGGCCCCUUCCCAAGAGCAAUCUACGGUAGUGAGGAUGGUAGCAGUCGGGUCAGGUGGGCGGCUCAGGAAGUCUGGGAAUGACAGGUGACCAUGGCCUUCUGUCCUCGGAAAGGGAGGGCUGGUAUCUGCUGGCUGUGUAUUUAUGUUGUAUGAUAGAGUCCCCAUUUUUUCUUAUUGUCUAUCUAUUUUGAUUUUCUUGCUUAUGACAUUUUCUCGUGCCAAAAUUUGUUUAUAUUUUUCAAAGUUAAAUUAAACUGAUUUGGGUAACUUUCCUUCCCCAACAAAGUA